This is a messenger RNA of Adineta steineri, 1645 nucleotides long. The record is from the annotation of a GenBank genome assembly. Lineage: Eukaryota; Metazoa; Rotifera; Eurotatoria; Adinetida; Adinetidae.
ACCCUCAAGAUGUUUCGUUAAAAAAGAAACCUAAUUGUAAAAGUAGAGAAAAUUAUUCAUUUCGUUCUUUUGUAACGUUUUUACCUGAUCUUUUAUUUUAGUACGAUCAUAUAAUCUACCAAAAUUAUGUUCUUCAGCUACUUGGAAUCCAGACGGAAACACUUUUGCUGAUGAAACUAUCAUUGGUUCAGAUUCUUUGAGCAUUUUUGUAGAUACAAAUAACACAGUUUAUACGAUGAAUAGGGAAAACAAACAAAUUCUCAUUUGGUCUGAAUGAAGUGUCAAUCCAACAUACAUCAUUUCUGCCAAUUUCUCAAAUUCAUCUUCCAUAUUUGUAACAUACAAUGGAGAUAUUUAUUUCGAGAAUGGUGAUCAGAAUGGCCGAGUGACACGAUGGAUAUCAGAUACAAAUACUUUUGUCACCGUAUUGAAUGUCGAUGUAUCAUGUUAUGGUCUCUUUGUUGAUACUAAUGAUACUCUCUACUGUUCGAUGUUUGGUCGUCAUCAAGUCGUAAAGAGAUGGUUAAAUGAGGGUGCCAUGACAUCGAUAAUAGCGGCUGGAACAGGUACUCAAGGAUCUGCUCUGAAUGAGUUAAAUAAUCCUAUGGGAAUCUUUGUUGAUCUCAAUUCUGAUUUAUACGUAGCAGAUAAUAAAAACAAUCGAAUCCAACUUUUUAAAUCAGGACAAUCGAUCGCUAUCACUGUGGCUGGCGACGGAUCUUCACAGGAAACCAUUUCACUCCUUCAUCCAACUGGAGUCGUCUUGGAUAGAGAUGGCUAUUUGUUUAUUGUAGAUUCUGGGAACAAUCGGAUUGUUGGUUCAGGAUUAGAUGGUUUUCGAUGUUUAGUUGGAUGUGAUGCAGAGGGUUCCGAAUCUACCCAAUUACUGGAUCCGUUCACUCUCAAUUUCGAUCAAUUUGGAAAUCUAUUUGUCACUGAUGUAGGCGAUAGACGAAUUCAAAAAUACUCUUUCUAUGAAAACUCUUAUGUUCCAUAUCAAUUGACAAUGAAUAGUCAAAUAUACUCGCGUGAUUGUAACGAAGAAAUGUAUUAUUAUGAAGUGAUCCAAAUGAAAGUAUUCAUGAGUGGAAAUUACAUUAUUCGUAGCAAUGGUACGAGGGAUACAUAUGUAUCAAUUUAUAAAAACAAUUUCAAUCCACUUAAUUCAUCGGAAAAUCUACUUCGAGAAAAUGAUGAAAAUCCAAUUAAUAUUCAACUAAAUUAUCCAAUCAAAUUGACGAGUCAGAGUCCGACCUUCGAUCGAGAUUCUCAAAGAGCCGAUUUUUAUUACGAAGUAUUUCAAUUCAAUAUAAUAACAAAUGGAUCCUAUGUUCUCUGGAGUGAAAGUCAAAUGGGAACUUUUGGUUAUAUUUACAAAGACAAUUUUGAUCCAAAUCAACCAUUGAAGAAUAAACUUUUCGAACAUAGUGGAAUGUGUAAUGAAGGACAAUUCAAACUGAUUGUUGAUCUUCAAGUUGAUGUGAAAUAUAUUUUGGUUGUUACAACAUUUUAUCCAAAUGUCACGGGAAAUUUAUCGAUCAUUGUCUCUGGACCAAAGAAUCCACAAGUACUUCGACAACGACAACUACUACGUCCACAUCAACAUUCACCAGCACAAUGGCAUCGAUCAAUCUUCAUUGGUUAG